CAGUGAGCUCAGUGAGAGUGCCGUGAUCAUUUCGCCGUCGUACGUGAAAGUCAAGUAUGAAGCUGAGGAAUUUCUUGAUUUUGACGUGCUCGAUAAUCGUGGCUCACUCGGAAACUGCGACGAACGACCAGGAAACAUUGCUGAGGAGAGCAGCCGAACAGCUGGAGCGAUUGGCUCCGUAUCGGAGAGACGCGGACGAUCAAUCUCGAGGAGAAAUCGAUCUCGCAAAUUCGCCGGAGAUUUGGAGAUCUCCCGAGGAUCAGAAUCGUCUGGAUGAGACCAAGAGCGACGCGGAUCAAAGGGAAUCGCCAUGGGAGGUAAUUUCCGACAUCCUUUCGAAAGAAUCGGAUGCAACGAAGAAGGCCGAAGACGAGAAGAUGGUAAUGAUCGACGUUAUCGCUGAUCCGAGAUACACCACGAUGAUGCAGGAGAGGAUCAAGAGAGGCUUCGAUGCCGGAUCUGCCAGUCUUUUAACCGGCAUAGCGGGCGGUUUGUUAAGCGGUAUCGCGAGUGCAUCGAGCAGCUCUGCUGGAAAAGCAUUGGCGAGUAGCAGUCAAACGGUGUAUCACGCUCCGGCAUACGGUGCACCAGCAGUGGAACAUAGUUAUACGUACGUAGAGAAACCGGCCUUCGGUCCUUGGGACUUCAAGAAGGCAAUCUUUGGCACACUAUUCCAAGCUCUCAAGGCGAUCGGCGGCGGCGUGCUAGCUUUAAAGGGCCAAUUAGUCAAAGGCAGUAGUUAUCUUUUGGCAGGCAAAGCUAAAGUUGUCAGUAAAGCCGGCGACGUCAUCACGUCCUUCGGUAAAAGUCUGGCGGCCAGCGCAGUGACGGAACCGAAGCCUUAUUCAUCAGAAGCUUAUUACGAUCAUCCGCCAGUUCAAAAUAUAGGACAUGAUUCCAACUAUCCUGGAUCACCACCAAGUUCUGAUGAUUAUUCUGAGGCGCCUAAUGGUUACAAUCCACACGAGACUUACAACGUGCCACCAGAUGACAAUGGUCAGGGCGGCCUGCUGAUCGUGACACCGACGAAAUCUGACCUGGACGACCAACGUACGAACGUGGUGGCGCAGGAAAAGCCGGAUCUGUCCAAGUUAGAGGAGAGUUUCGGUGGACCGGCCAAGGGUUCCACCGUCGCAAAUCUCCUGAAAGGUAGCCUCGGUUCACAGGAUCAAACCGUCAAUCAAGACAUCAGCAACGUGAACCCUUAUCCUCCCGAGCAACCAGCUCCGAUCUACGGGGCGCCUAAUCACGACAUUGCAGCGCAGAAUUAUGGUAACACGGUGCAAAAUUUUCCCUUUGGACAAGACAACGCUUAUCAACGGCCUCUCUUACCGUCGCAUCAUCACUUUCCAUAUCUAGGCGAUCCAACUUCGUCAAUUCACCCGAACGUAGAUUAUUCCCUGUUGCAGCAGAUUCAAUACCCGGCGAAUCCCGCUGCGUCGUUCGACCCGAUCAAACUGCCGCACGAUGAUAGCGGCGGUACAUCGGUAUAUUCGAGUCUGUCCAUAGACACCGAGCCGCAGAUCGCACCCUUGAAAAUAUCCCUUCUGCCCGGUGCCCUCGAUCUACCCAAAUUGAAGCCGCACGUGGACUUUCACGGGCAGCCCCAGUUCGCGAAUCAUCUUCACGGCGACUUGGGCGGUCCGCUGAAAGUGCCUCUUUUGAACCCGGCGCCAUCAGCCUAUUAUUGGCAGGAUCAAGGCUUACAAUCGCUUGCUCCCUUUAAGACGCUGAAUCACCUCUAUAAGAGGAAUGUUCUCCAAAGGCGAGCGUUCGCCAAACGACUCGCGCUUUACUCAUCGCUGCAGAAGAUGAAGUUCCAUUGACUGUGAAGUCGAGGCAGGUAACGCAUCGACAUAUUACAACGUGUGUGAAAUAAUGGCAUUUUUUCAAAAAUUUCGUAAGUUCUUUCGAGUGUGACGAUAUAUCUUGACGUCGGGACAAUUUCUUUGACAUUUUUUAAAUACUGGAGUGAAAGUACAAUACACACAUAGACAUAUGUGUAUUUAAUAAUGUGGUGAAAUAUCAUAUCUUGUCACU
This is a messenger RNA of Camponotus floridanus (Florida carpenter ant), 2040 nucleotides long. RefSeq lists its product as uncharacterized. NCBI's taxonomy places the organism in Eukaryota, Metazoa, Arthropoda, Insecta, Hymenoptera, Formicidae. The record is from RefSeq and is a predicted model, not a curated record. Bases 57 to 1826 code for a protein of 589 amino acids. The transcript has 5 exons.